Messenger RNA from Meloidogyne enterolobii, 573 nucleotides. The record is from the annotation of a GenBank genome assembly. NCBI's taxonomy places the organism in Eukaryota, Metazoa, Nematoda, Chromadorea, Rhabditida, Meloidogynidae.
AUGGAUCAACAAACAUUGAAUGAAAAUUCCACUGCUGUUUUAUUGCCACAUUUUUUACAAAAAUAUUUGGGAGGUGCUAGCUUUUUGGAUAUUGGACCGUUUUAUUAUGUUUAUAUGGUUUCUCUGGUUAUUUUUUGUACCAAUGCAAUUAAUAUAAUUGCUGGAAUUAAUGGAGUUGAAGUUGGACAGUCUUUGGUUAUUACUGCUAGUAUUGCUGUUUUCAAUACAAUUCAGGUUAUCCGUUCAAUAGAUUCAAUACAAUUAUGGCAUCACGUUCUUUCACUUUGUUUUAUUCUUCCUUUUAUUGGCACAUCAACAGCUUUAUUUAUUAUCAACAAAUAUCCCGCCAAAGCAUUUGUUGGCGAUACUUAUUGUUAUUGGGCCGGAAUGACCAUUGCAGUUUCUGCUCUAACUGGACGCUUUUCAAAAACUUUGUUGCUUUUUCUUCUUCCACAGGUUAACUUCGUAAUUUUAUUUUUAAAUUCAUUUUUAGAUAAUAAAUUUCAUUUUUUCUUGCCCACAACUCUUUCAUUUAAUUCCUUGUCCUCGGCAUCGACUUCCACGUUUAAAUGA